Lepisosteus oculatus (spotted gar) is the source of this 801-nucleotide messenger RNA. RefSeq names its product fatty acid binding protein 3, muscle and heart (gene fabp3). Gene Ontology annotation, molecular function: fatty acid binding. Lineage: Eukaryota; Metazoa; Chordata; Actinopteri; Semionotiformes; Lepisosteidae. Gene Ontology annotation, cellular component: nucleus; cytosol. The record is from RefSeq and is a predicted model, not a curated record. Gene Ontology annotation, biological process: fatty acid transport.
CUCCCACACCCCCUCUCUGCUUCUCUGACAUCACAGACUGCUGAUAUAAAACCUUCCAGUAGAAAGGCGAGAGUCCUGCGCUCCUGCUGCUGCUCUGUCACACAUUCUCCCUGUCGGUGUUUGACACAGCUAUCUUCUUUCCUCCACGCAGACUGCUCGCUGACCCUCCAGUCAUCAUGGUUGAGGCUUUCGUCGGAACCUGGAAUCUGCAGGAGAGCAAGAACUUUGAUGACUACAUGAAAGCCAUUGGGGUGGGCUUUGCCACCAGGCAAGUUGGCAGCAUGACCAAACCCACCACCAUCAUCUCCGUGGACGGAGACACGGUCAUCGUGAGAACGCAGAGCACAUUCAAAAACACCGAGAUCAAGUUCAAGCUGGGCGAAGAGUUUGACGAGACCACAGCCGACGACAGGAAGGUCAAGUCGUUAGUAACAGUGGAUGGAGGGAAGCUGGUUCAUGUUCAAAAGUGGGAGGACAAGGAGACCUCGCUCGUGAGGGAAGUCAAUGGAAACCAGCUCGUACUGACCCUGACGAUGGGAGAUGUAGUUAGCACACGUACGUACGUGAAGGCGCAGUGAGAGGUUCUGGACUUUCUCCUCGAGUUCUUAAGGGCUUGAUCACCUUCGCAUCCCCAGGCCCUGGCAGCGAGAGUAUGGACUGAAAACAUGGGCUCACCUCGGCUGCUAUAUGUUGUGAUGUUUCCACUGUGUGCCAGGCGUCUUGUCACUGAGCAAUGCUAAUUGUCAUUGUUUUCCACUUACUGUAUCACUUGAAAAUAAAAUUCCAAAAAGCUCAAAUUGA